Molecule: messenger RNA, 2029 nt
Organism: Arabidopsis arenosa
Lineage: Eukaryota; Viridiplantae; Streptophyta; Magnoliopsida; Brassicales; Brassicaceae
Source: the annotation of a GenBank genome assembly
GUCUGCUCUUUUAAUUCACUUUCUUUUCUCUUUUGGUUUCUAAAUCAUAGCAAAAGUAUUCACAAAUCUCAUGGGAUCUCCAACAACUAGGUUCUGUCUGAUCUUCAUAUUCUUGUUUUAUCAUCCUCCUUGUGCCCUAAGUCAGCAAAAGCCAAGUGGGUUAUGUGAAACUCUGUUUCAGUGUGGCAAUAUCACUGCCGGUUUCCCUUUCACAGGACAGAAUCGCAAUGGAUUCUGCGGUAACCCUUCUCUUGAACUUACCUGCAACAGAAGUUUCAACACAACCUCUCUUAUGAUCUCAGGUCACAACUAUACUGUCCUUGAUAUAGACAACAAAUCCAACAUUCUUACACUUUCAAGACAAGAUUUCUCAGGUCGUUUCUGCUCUGCUUCAUUCUCCUCAACACCUCUACCUUCAGAUCUCUUCCAGAAUUUGCCAUCUUAUAAAAGCCUCACUGUGUUCUACGCUUGUGACCCUCGUCGCCAUUUCCUUGGUAAUUUCACAUGUCCAGUGAAAGGUCUUGGCUCUGUGAUUCAAAACUCUACAUAUCAUAAACUCUGUGAUGAGAGUUUCAGUGUCACGGUUCCUACGAGUUUCGUUCCAGAGGAAGAAGCUUUGAAUUUGACCAAUUUGGAAAGUGUUUUGAGAAAAGGUUUUGAGGUGAAGCUGAAGUAUAUAAAUGAGAUAUUUUGUCAAGAAUGUUUAUCCUCAGGUGGAAGCUGUGGCUUCCAAUUGUCCAGACAGGUUUGCUGCAAGAACGUAUCAGGAUCAAGUAUUAGUUGCCGUACUACAACAUAUGUAUCUGGUGGAACGAACAUCAAGAAUCGCUCGAUACUGAUAAUAAUCGGUACAGUUGCGGGGUCGAUAUUAGCGGCAUUUGCGGUGAUGAUUCUAGCAUUCGUGUUCUGGGAGAGAAGAAAAACAAAUGCUCAGAGAGAUCAGAACCUUGAUGCGUUAGUAACCUUGAGACGGUAUAGUUAUGGAGAAAUCAAGAAAAUUACAAAAUCGUUUACAGAAGUUGUUGGACGAGGAGGAUUUGGGACUGUAUAUAAAGGGAAGUUACGCGAUGGUAGUAAAGUUGCAGUGAAAGUCUUGAAGGAUUCAAUGGGAAAUUGUGAAGACUUUAUCAACGAAGUCGCAAGCAUGAGCCAAACAUCUCAUGUUAACAUUGUUACUCUGCUUGGUUUUUGCUAUGAAGGAUCCAAAAGAGCGAUUGUAUAUGAGUUUCUCGAAAAUGGGUCUCUGGAUCAGUUUAUAUCCAAGUCGGGGGAUUUAAAUGUGAGUAUACUAUAUGGAAUCGCGCUAGGUGUUGCUCGGGGAAUCGAGUACUUGCACUAUGGCUGCAAAACAAGGAUUGUGCAUUUCGACAUUAAACCACAGAAUGUACUGUUGGAUGAAAAUCUCCGACCCAAAGUUGCUGAUUUUGGCCUCGCUAAGCUUUGUGAGAAGCAAGAAAGCAUAGUGUCAUUACUUGACACAAGAGGAACUAUAGGAUACAUUGCUCCAGAAUUGUUUUCAAGAGUGUAUGGGAAUGUAUCUCACAAGUCGGAUGUGUACAGCUAUGGAAUGUUGGUUCUUGAGAUGACCGGAGCAAGGAACAAAGAAAGAGUCCAAAAUGCUGAUUCAAACAAUAGCUCAGCUUACUUUCCAGAUUGGAUCUACAAGGAUCUUGAAAAUGGAGAUUAUGUAAAGCUUCAUGGCGAUGGACUAAUCCGAGAGGAAGAAGAUAUUGCGAAAAAGAUGAUCUUGGUGGGUCUAUGGUGUAUUCAGUUCUGCCCAUCAGACCGUCCACCAAUGAACAAAGUUGUAGAGAUGAUGGAAGGAAGUUUGGAUUCUCUUAAUCCUCCUCCUAAGCCUCUUUUGCAUAUGCCAAUGCAAAAUAUUGCAGAAUCAUCUCAGCUACCAGAGGAAAGCUCAAUUUACUCCGAAGUAUGAUUCCAUGACUUUGGAAUAUAUGUAAAACCAAUCAUAUUUCACAUUUAUAGGCCAUUUAUCCAUGGGAAAACAUAUUAAACAGUAAAGUGUGUC